This is a messenger RNA of Metarhizium album ARSEF 1941, 2262 nucleotides long. RefSeq names its product Protein kinase-like domain protein. Bases 1 to 2262 code for a protein of 753 amino acids. The transcript has a single exon. Gene Ontology annotation, biological process: protein phosphorylation. The record is from RefSeq and is a predicted model, not a curated record. Lineage: Eukaryota; Fungi; Ascomycota; Sordariomycetes; Hypocreales; Clavicipitaceae. Gene Ontology annotation, molecular function: ATP binding; protein kinase activity.
AUGUGGCUGCCAAUCAAGUCGCCUGCUGACGCCAGUACUCGGACGCCGGGCCAGUCAUUGCCAAAGCCUCGUCUGCGCAUCAAGCCUGCAUCUGCUGCGGUUGGCUGCCGCUCCGGCCCCCCGUCACCCCCUGCCCUGACGUGCUUCUGCCUGGCCGGGCCCUACAAGGCCCCCCGUUCGCCCGCGCUGGAGCCGCUGGAAGCUUCCCGCCCCUCCCCCACCGGGGUCAGUGGUGCGGCUGCUGCUGCUGGUCCCGCUCGUCAGGUCGGCCCGUCCACGGCUGUCAAGCUCCAAAGUCGACUCGCCCGCAGCCCCAUCGCUGCCUUCAUAAGUCGUCAUUUUUCCAACGCCCCAUGGCCCUUCUCUUCCCGGCUUCGCCAACAACCUCUCCUCAUGGCGGCCGAGCACAGGCCCGAGACCGCCUCGGAGGGGGUCUCGGAGGAGCGCACCGAGCCGUUUUCUCAAUCCGAAAUAGAUGCCCGCUUCAACCGCUUCGGCGUCGAGGACGCGGGCGCCGGCCCUCAUGACGAGACGGUUUCGUUAGACGACCUGCAUGUCGAGGACCACCAUCACAGGCAGGGCAUCCGUAUCCUCGUGCGGCCCCUCACAAAGUCGAGCGGUACACGACCCAUGAAUCCCGGAAGCGACAAUUGCCGCUGGCUCGCGCUCCGUGCCGAAGUUGCCUCGUCCGACCAGCCCGAGCACAAGGUGCUUGCUGUGACUCAGACGUCCAAAGAUAUCAAGUUUUCCGUCCGCAUUCCAGGAGACAACCAGGACGAUGCCUCACGCCCACCUCUGUGGUGCGAGCUGUACUACGAUCCCGCCAGCGACAAGGUCAUUUUUCUGAACAAGUCCGAUGUUCCCAUCUCGCUGCACAAAUUGUCGCAAACCACCACGGGGAGCCCGCCUCCGGAUGAAUCUUACAUCAUCAACCCCAUCUUCAUGAAUGCGUUACGACCAGGAACGUGGCGCAUCAAGGUUCGCGAAAUCGCCGUCUUGGACUUUCGCAUUCUGGAAAAGCGACCCGUCACGUUGUACCAGGCGCGGACUGCGCUGCCCCGCCAGCCAUCGUCGCUCGCCGACUUGGGCCGCACCCCCAGCACGAAGAGGGCCUUGAGCCCCGACGAAGGCGACAGGAGAGCCAAGCGUCGCAUCUCGGAUGCUUCCAGCGAGGCCGACGACGGGGUCAUCAUGUUUCUCCGUCCUGCCGCCGACCCGCUCGUGUUUCCCCUGCCAAACGGGAGGGAAAGGAAGGAGCUCUCUGCCGCAACAGGGCACGCGCUCCUAGAUGCCGACAAGGGCGACACCAUUGCCGUGCCGAGCGUGUGUGAGGUGGACGAGUACUACCUGACGAAGCGAGACCCGAUUGCCUCGACCGCCCUGUCCGCCGUCUACACGGCAGAUUACUCCAACGCCCCGGACAAGAUUGUGACGGUGAAGGUCCUCAAGACGAGGGUGGCAAACGCGGGCGACAAGCCCUUCGUGCACGAGCGCAACAUCAUCCGCCAGGCAGACAUGUGGCUGCGCGAAAGCCAGAGCCAGGAGAGCCUGCAACACGAGUCCAUUGUCCGAUACUACGGCGGAGACGCGCGCUAUCUCUCGCUGUACAUGGAACACAUCGACGCGCCAGAUCUGACGGCCCCGAACCGGUGGAGGAACAAGCAGACGGACUUCUUCACGGGGACGCGGCACGACGCGAUGCGCAUCCUGCGCGACAUUGCCGGCGCCCUCGGCUACAUCCACGACAGGCAGCUGGUGCACAACGACGUCAAGCCAGGCAACAUCCUGUACUCGCCCGAGCGGGGAGCCGUGCUCUGCGACUUUGGGCUCUCGACGCCGGCCGCCAACUCCCCGUCGAGCGGGGGCACGCCGUACUACGUGCCCCCCGAGUUCAUCGGGACAAACAUGCGCGGCCCCGCGUCGGACGUCUGGGCCCUGGGCAUCACCAUGCUGUACGCCCUGCGCGAGAUCUCGUUCCCCGACAGCAGGGCGGGGCGUCAACAUCCAAGGCCGCUGUACUGGCUCAUCUCGGGCGUUAACAACCCCGGCGCGCCUCACAAGCACGGCAACGGCCGCCCUGCCGCCAGUCAGAUGCGCGCCUGGCUGGAGGAGAUAUUCGAGGCGAGAGGGCGUCUCAACCCGGCGGACCGCCUGGAGCGCCUGGUCAAGGACAUGCUGACGCCGAACCCUAACCACCGCAUCACCAUGGACAAGGUGUGGCAGGAGUUGUUGAUUGAUGAUGCGCCAGCAAAGGCUGGGUGA